This is a messenger RNA of Oncorhynchus keta (chum salmon), 2157 nucleotides long. Its product is annotated as trace amine-associated receptor 13c-like. The record is from RefSeq and is a predicted model, not a curated record. Gene Ontology annotation, biological process: G protein-coupled receptor signaling pathway. NCBI's taxonomy places the organism in Eukaryota, Metazoa, Chordata, Actinopteri, Salmoniformes, Salmonidae. Gene Ontology annotation, molecular function: trace-amine receptor activity. The transcript has a single exon. Gene Ontology annotation, cellular component: membrane. Bases 37 to 1071 code for a protein of 344 amino acids.
AUCAGCUCUAACUUGAAUGUCUUUUUGUUUUUGGCAAUGGAUAUCUCAUCUCAUCAACAUCUGGAUCCAAAGUUUUUCUGUUAUCCAGAAUCAAAUGCCUCCUGCACCAGAGAAAUUUUCAGUGAAGGAGUUCAAAUUGCUUUAUAUAUUUUUUUUGUUUCAGGUAUGCUGGUCACUAUUCUAGGGAACGGUGUGGUCAUUAUCUCCAUUGCUCACAUAAAACAGCUCCACACGCCAACUAACAUGCUUAUAAUGUCUUUGGCAUUUGCAGACCUGCUGCUUGGAGUAACUGUGAUGCCUUUUAGUACAAUGAGGGCUGUGGAGGGCUGCUGGUACUUUGGAGAUGCUUUUUGUUUGCUGCAUUCUAGUUUUGAUAUGUUCCUCACAUCUGUUUCAAUUUUCCACCUGGUAUUCAUAGCCAUAGAUCGAUAUGAGGCUGUGUGCAGUCCACUUCGCUAUUCCACCAAGAUUACUAUACCAAUUGCAUGGCUCAUGGUUUUUGCCAGUUGGGCCGUUGCUGCAUUGUACUCCUAUGGCCUACUAUAUUCCAAAGCAAAUGUUAGAGGACUGGAUGAAUUCAUUGCAUCCAUAUACUGCCUGGGAAGUUGUAAUCUUUUCCUUAAUGCUUUGUGGGGCGCCCUAGACACAUUGAUAGCCUUUUUCUUUCCGUGCUCUGUAAUGGUGGGUUUGUAUACCAAAAUAUUUUUGGUGGCAAAAGAACAUCUAAGGAAGAUUGAAGACAGCCAAAAGAAUUCAAAUGAGGGAGGUAGAGGUGUGGUGUCUCAACGGUCAGAGCGGAAAGCAGCUAAAACUUUAGGCAUUGUGGUGGGUGUUUUCAUCUUUUGCUGGCUGCCUUUCUUUGUUAAUUCCAUAGUUGAUCCAUACACAAACUUUAGCACACCACCUAUUCUCUUUGAAGUGUUUAUCUGGCUGGGUUACUUUAAUUCUACUGCAAAUCCAAUCAUCUAUGCACUGUUUUAUCCAUGGUUUCGAAAAUGUCUUAAUCUCAUUGUCACAUUGAAAAUAUUCAAUAGAAAUUCUUCUUAUAUAAAUGUAUUUGCUACUACAUGAUCUAUUGUAAAGCUACAUUAAUAUAUUCCAAAACUGUGUGUGAACAGUAUGCACUUAACUUUUAAAACCUAAACAAUGACGUGGCCACAUUGGAUAAUGUGUUCAAGGAGGCAAAUGAAGAGAAGCAUUUGACAAAACCUCUUCUGCACAUUCUACUGCUGUCAAUACUUGCCAGGUCUUUUUGUGAAACUGUGUUUUACUUAUAAAUCCUUUCGAUCUCUUUUAUUUACAUUUUAUUGUAUUUUCAAUGUAGCAUAGUCUACCUUACAAUACAUUUUCAUAAAGAACACAAAAUGUAUCUUUGGAUUUUCUUUUAACUCAAUCAUCUUUGAAUAUAAUGGCUGGUGUUGAACUAAACUGCAGGUACACGGGUUUGAGCCUGUUUGAAAUGUCAUAUUUUUGUAAAGCAGAGCAUAGAGUGGAUCAUGUGACUGAAAAGCAUGACACGCAGAUCAGGAAGCAGAGUGCAAUAUUUGGGGAAUUGGAAAUGUUCCUAUAAAUAUGUUGCCUGUGAGGUUAUUUUGUUUCAGAAGUAUUGAGUACUGUGUCUUCAGUGAUCUCAUUCUACAUCCCAGGAGUAGGGAUGAUUAGCAUCUACCUAAAAAAUGUCCUUGAAGCACAGAGAAAGGCACAUUCAAUUCAUGGUACAACCAAUCAGAACUCUGUAGGCAAAUCACAGAGAAAGGCCACCAAAACACUUGGUAUCAUUAUGAGGGUAUUUCUAUCAUUCUGGACAGCCUUUUAUCUCCAACAGUCUCCAACUGCAUUGAUCCCUUUAUUAGUUACUUUACCCCACCAGUUUUGUCUGUAACAUUUAUAUGGAUUGGAUAUUUGAAUUGAACUAUGAAUCCCAUGGUGUAUGCAUUAUUUUACAGGUGGUUCAGGAAGGGGUUGAGAACGAUCAUUUCUGGAAAUAUAUUUCAAACCUGAUGUUCAAUAUUACAAUUGUUCAAAUAAAUAUGUCCAUAACCGGUUCACCAAACCAAAUAAGUGUGACAAAUAUUUUCCUUGAUGUUAGUCCUUUUUUAAACCAUCAGCCACAGGGUUAUAGGAUUCAAAAGCAAUUUAAUAACAUUUUAUUUGAAC